Molecule: messenger RNA, 897 nt
Organism: Zygotorulaspora mrakii
Lineage: Eukaryota; Fungi; Ascomycota; Saccharomycetes; Saccharomycetales; Saccharomycetaceae
Product: substrate-binding domain-containing protein
Exons: 1
Coding region: 1-897 (298 amino acids)
Source: RefSeq, a predicted model, not a curated record
AUGAGUAUUUUAAGAGUCGGCUAUAUUCCAGAGCAUUUUUCUACACCAAUACAGUUUGCGCGGUUGAACGGGUACUUCAAAGAGCAAGGUACCACGGUGGAGCUGAUUGAAUAUCCUAGCGGAUCCGGGCAUCUUAUCUCAUCACUGAACGCAGAUGAAAUCGACAUUGCUGUUGGACUUACAGAGGCUUUUGUCCGUGGAAUUGCAGACACCGCGAACCCCAAAGAUCUCAAAUAUGAAAUAGUGGGCACCUACGUUAAUUCGCCCUUAAAUUGGGCUGUCUCCACGGGAGUGGAUCGAGAUGACAUCAAUAGUUUAAAAGAUUUGCAGAAUGGUAAAAUGGGUGUUUCAAGAAUCGGCAGUGGAUCUUAUGUCAUGUCUUUCGUCCUUGCAGCGGAUCAGGGUUUCGAGGAGCCGUUCCAGGAAUUCCCCGUCUGUCACACCUUUCAACAAUUGAGGAAACGUGCCAAUGAUGGCAGUUGUGACGCUUUUAUGUGGGAGUAUUAUACUACAAAGAAGUACUAUGAGUCUCCAAAGGAGUUGAAGAUGGUCGGAAACAUAUACACACCAUGGCCAUCGUGGGUAAUUGUACGGAACAAAAAGCAGGACAACAAGUGUACAUUGGCUUUCACCAAGGCCAUUGAUCUUGGGAUUGAGUAUUUCAAUAAAUAUCCACAAGAUGCGAUUGAUUACAUUCACAAAAACCUAGACUACAGUGAGGCGGAUGCCCGUGAAUGGCUUAAGACAGUUGAAUUUAACACCAGCGGCUGUCACAAUUUCCUAAAUAGCGACCAGGUCAUAUUAAAAACGUUGGGUAUCCUGCGUAGCGCAAACGUUUUACAAUUGGACGAUGUUCAGCAGGAAGAAAACAUGAAAUAUGGUAUUGCACAGUUUUGA